This is a messenger RNA of Cyphomyrmex costatus, 2581 nucleotides long. It is a transcript of the gene Kap-alpha3, whose product is annotated as karyopherin alpha3. The transcript has 9 exons. NCBI's taxonomy places the organism in Eukaryota, Metazoa, Arthropoda, Insecta, Hymenoptera, Formicidae. The record is from RefSeq and is a predicted model, not a curated record. Gene Ontology annotation, molecular function: nuclear import signal receptor activity; protein binding. Gene Ontology annotation, biological process: protein import into nucleus. Bases 348 to 1895 code for a protein of 515 amino acids. Gene Ontology annotation, cellular component: cytoplasm.
CCUGGUCUUAAUCGUGGGAAAAAAAAGGGGAUAGUUGAGAGUAGCUUGGGAGCUACGAGACACUCAGAACGGUGCUGUAUUAUACGACGGUGUUAAUUAUUACGCGAACGUUAAUGCAUGAUACUGCACAUUGACGUGCGUAUCUACGUAUGUAUGUACACUGCAUCGAGUGACUCGACGUAGACUGGAAUAGAUUGCGGAACAGGUAACGUAGGCACUACCAGCCUUUUAGGAGCAGUUAAGAGUUUACGCGACGACGCGAUAUACGUUUCACGAUAACGUUCAACGAGCGACCGCGUGCCGGCACACAUUGAUUUAAGCGAGCACGGAAAUUGGUUAUUGAAAAAAUGGCGGCCGAGGCAAUGCUGAACAAGAACCGAAUGAUGGUGUUUAAGAACAAAGGCAAAGACCAGGAGGAAAUGAGAAGAAGACGUAAUGAAGUGACAGUAGAAUUACGUAAAAAUAAACGAGAAGAAACUUUACAAAAAAGAAGAAAUGUACCUAUUACAGAUUCAACAGUAGAUGAAGAUGACAUUGAUAAACAGCUUUCAAAAAUCAAUUUGGAAGAAUUGGUAGCAAAGGCAGGUAGCUUAGAUCCAACAAUACAAUUACAAGCUGUACAAUCAGCAAGGAAAUUAUUAUCAUCAGAUCGUAAUCCACCCAUUGAUCCAUUGAUAGAUAGUGGUAUUUUACCAAUCUUAGUUCGCUGUCUUGAACAACAUAACAACCCAUCAUUGCAAUUUGAAGCAGCCUGGGCUUUAACAAAUAUUGCAAGUGGAACAUCGGCCCAAACACAAGCUGUAGUUGCUGCUGGUGCCGUACCACUGUUCUUACAUUUAUUGCUUUCAAGUCAACAGAACGUAUGUGAACAAGCAGUAUGGGCCUUAGGUAACAUUAUUGGAGAUGGUCCAGCACCUAGAGACUAUGUCAUUAAACUUGGUGUUGUGAAACCACUGCUAACAUUUAUUAAACCAGAUAUACCUAUUACAUUUCUACGUAAUGUAACAUGGGUUAUUGUAAACUUAUGUAGGAAUAAAGAUCCACCACCGCCAGUUCAAACUAUAAAUGAGAUUUUACCUGCUCUAAAUAUGCUUAUUCAUCAUAGUGAUGUUAAUAUUCUUGUUGAUACUGUAUGGGCCUUGAGUUAUUUAACUGACGGUGGUAACCAGCAGAUUCAAAUGGUUAUAGACAGUGGUGUUGUACCCCGUUUAAUACCACUUCUUUCGCACAAAGAAGUCAAAGUGCAGACUGCUGCCCUCAGAGCAGUCGGCAAUAUUGUGACUGGUACGGAUGAGCAAACACAAACUGUUUUAAAUUGUGACGCACUUUCGCAUUUUCCAAAUUUAUUGACUCAUCCAAAAGAGAAAAUUUGUAAAGAAGCGGUCUGGUUUCUUUCUAAUAUUACUGCCGGUAAUCAAUCCCAAGUUCAAGCAGUUAUAGAUGCAGGACUGUUACCACUUAUUAUUCGUAAUCUAGCCAAGGGUGAGUUUCAAACACAAAAGGAAGCAGCAUGGGCCAUUAGUAACCUUACAAUAAGUGGUAAUAGAGAUCAAGUUGCACGACUUAUACAAGAGGGUGUAAUUGGUCCUUUUUGUGAUCUUUUGUCUUGUAAAGAUACUCAAGUUGUACAGGUGGUAUUGGACGGAAUUCAUAAUAUGCUUAAACUCGCUGGAUCACAAGUUGAACAUUUGGCUAAUAUGAUUGAGGAAUGUGCUGGUUUGGAUAAGAUUGAGGCAUUACAAAAUCAUGAAAAUGUAGAUAUUUACAAAUUAGCAUAUGAUAUUAUCGAGCAAUACUUUUCAGAAGAGGCUGAUGAUGCACCAUUGGCAUCGCACGAAGGAACUUUUGAUUUUGAUCAGACGACGAGUAUUCCGAGUGAAGGUUUUAAAUUCUGAGGGUCUCAAUUUCUUAUCCGAUCGUGCCGUCCCCUGACAAACUCCAACGCGGAGCCAUCUUGCUUUCUCUUUCCUAUUUCUACAUUUCCUUAUUCCAAUGAAAGCAUAGCAAUAUCAAUUUACUACUAUUGAAUCAAUUAUUGAAUUAUUGUGUUUGUUCUUACAAACAUUACAGUGUGAUUGAUUUAACGACUUUUCCGUAUUCGGAAAACUAGAAUGAAGCAAAGGAAGAAAGCUAGUUAUGGAAUGAAGGAGUUGAUAACCACCAAAUUGAGCAUUGAAGUUUGAUUUUUUUUUCUUUCCCUUUUCUUAUCAUGUAUGUUUAUCUUUUUUCUUUUAUAAUAUAUGAUAACCGCGUAUUAGCAGUCUUUAGCUGAGCGCAGCUAACUACAUAACUUGAGUAAAUUAUUCUAGAAGUCGAAUAACUUCACGAUAAGGUGUUAAGUUAAUGGAAAAAAAAGGAUCUUUCUAUCGUGCUUGAUCAUGCUGCUCUCCACUCUAACUCAGGACGAGUCUUGGUUAGCAAUAUUACUUUUAUAAAAUAAUUCGUGUAUAUUUUAGGCAUGUUAAAUUUAUAAUGAUAUUGAUUACUAAAUAAAUGAAUCAAUUGACUACUCUUUGCUAGUAUAAUUGAUAAGUAUGGAUAUUUCUGUAAGGAGCAGACAACCAAUAAAAUUUCAACGGAA